Molecule: messenger RNA, 1580 nt
Organism: Rhipicephalus sanguineus (brown dog tick)
Lineage: Eukaryota; Metazoa; Arthropoda; Arachnida; Ixodida; Ixodidae
Product: perilipin-2
Exons: 6
Coding region: 139-1395 (418 amino acids)
Biological process (GO): lipid storage; positive regulation of triglyceride storage
Cellular component (GO): lipid droplet; cytosol
Source: RefSeq, a predicted model, not a curated record
CUACGACAGUUCCGUUGACACAUCAUAUAUAAGCGUCCGCACAGCUCAAAUUUUCCGCAGAUUGCAUCAGCUCGUCGCACGUUACGUCGCUGAUCGUCUCUGUUUUUUCCUCGUCGUUCGCGCACCAGGAAAACAAAUAUGCCGGAGGCCAUUACCGAGGCACCGCCCCGUCAAGGCGUGCAGUCCAACUUUGUAAAUCGACUCAGCGAACUGCCCGCCGUCACGAGCCUGUGGGAAACGGCAGCGCAGUCGUACGCUCGGGCCAAAGCGAACCCGGGCCUGCUAGCGUACGCUAUUGGCACUGCCGAGAAAUCGGCGGCGAUGGCACUCGCCACUAGCAAGCCCGUGGUCGACAAGUUCGCGACGCCGAUCAGUAUCGUCGACGGCUUGGCCUGCAAGGGGCUCGACAAGCUCGAAGAAGUCUACCCCGACGUCAAGAAGAAGGCGCACGAUCAGAUAGUAACCGACGCCGUCCAGUACGGGCUCAAGAAGUACGACGACGUCAAGGAUUACGGCAUGUCUAAGAUCAAUGACAUCAAGAGUGUGUCUGCCGGAACAGUGCACAUGGUGGCGCAUCCUGUGGAGACUAUCUCGCAGUGCCAGAGUCAAAUCUUGGGCUAUGCCAAGCAAGCUCUUGCUGCUACUGAAGCUACAUUGGACCAGCACAUUGCAUCCCUUGGAAUCGACAUGAAGAAAGAAGGCAACGAGACUGUGCCUCCGGAAGAGGUGGCUCUGCUUACUCGACUGGACAGCAUCUCCCGCAAGGCAUCGACAUGCGCCUCGCGACAUGCUGCCCUGCAGCUGAGUGUGCUGCAGCGCUAUGCGGGUGACUCCAUCACCCGCUUCCAGGUGGCUCUGCAGCUAAUCCAGACUAUGAAGCAGAAUCUGGCUGCUAGCACCAACCAGUCAUUCCAGGAGACCCUGGCACGCAUGAGCCUCCAGUCUUCCUGGCUCCAGGGACUGCUGAGCGAGCCCACUGAUGAAGCUCAGGAGAAGAAUGUACAGGCCAUGGUGCUCGCUGUCGCUCGAAGUGCACUUGGUACGGCCACUCGUGCCCUGGAGCAGCCCGCAGUCCUUGUUCGAGGCAUGUCCUCCCAGUUGCAGGAGUCCUACAGUCGGCUUCUCAACUCGACAUCAGACAUGCUGCAGACCUUGACGGGCGUUUCCAACAUCAGCGAGCUGACUGCAGUAACUCUCAACAACCUUCACCUGCAGUCCAUCCGGCUCGAGUACUCGAUCCGCCUGUUCACACACCAGGCACUGGAGUGGCUGACCGCACUUCCUGUGGUGGAGCGCCUGUUGCCGACCCCCACCGAGAUGACUUCUUUUGGCUCUGACUCGACGAGAACCGUUGAAUCGUCUGAGGAAGAGUCCUCUGCGGAUGAAUCCCUGUAGUUUCACUUUUGCCUGUGUUUAUAUACGUAUUGAACAAAGCUUUUCUACGAGGGUGCACACUUGGCAUUUAUGGAUUUAGAUGUACCUUUUGAGUGUACCCACAGAGAGAACCCAAUUUUGUUGGUGAGCUUGCCGACACAUUCCAUAUGUAUACUGUUACUUAAAUAAAGGUUUUUGCUUGGCAA